This is a messenger RNA of Pisolithus orientalis, 1224 nucleotides long. Its product is annotated as 3-beta hydroxysteroid dehydrogenase/isomerase family-domain-containing protein. The transcript has a single exon. The coding region runs from base 1 to 1224 and encodes 407 amino acids. Gene Ontology annotation, molecular function: 3-beta-hydroxy-Delta5-steroid dehydrogenase (NAD+) activity. Gene Ontology annotation, biological process: steroid biosynthetic process. The record is from RefSeq and is a predicted model, not a curated record. Lineage: Eukaryota; Fungi; Basidiomycota; Agaricomycetes; Boletales; Pisolithaceae.
AUGGACUACGAACAAAGAGUAGACGACAGGUUAGAAGAGAGUACGUGUCGACUUACAGUGAUACAAGUACGACGACUACGAUAUGACUCCGGAAACAAAUUCGAAGCGACUUGGUGGACUUGCACACAAGACUUAGCACGAGUAGCAACACGAGGGCGAGAUUUGAAGUCGCGGCGGGAUACACAACAUGCAAGGAGUAUCGAGACCGCACUGAGUGGGCUCUACAGCCCAAGUUUUAGUUAUCUUCUUAGACCGUUUUGCUUACAGCCACCGCAUUUUAGGGAAUGUGAAUUUUUACAGAGUAUCAACGAACUUUCGAGUGUCGACGCGCCUACAGUACGAAGGUCCGGAUCAGGACGACCUGCGACCACGUCCCUUCAAGGAGAAGACGCUUACCUUACUGCCGAUCGAAGUGAGUUUAUGGGUCGACGAAUCAUCGAACAGUUGGCGAAGGGAGACCCUGUCUCCACGCUGGAUAUUGUACAGAGACAUCAUGAUGUCUCGUUUUAUUCGGGAGACAUUGUAGACGAUCGGGACAUGCUGGAUAUGUUGAACACGUCGGCCACUAUGUGUACUGUACACGCUACCUUACUACAGCGAGGCACGAAACACCCCUCCGUCUACAUCAAGGUCAACGUCGAGGGCACCCGAGCCGUCAUCGAUGCAGCUAUUGCGGCUGGUGUCUGUAGGCUCGUCUACACGAGUUCUGCAAGUGCCGUAUUUAAUGGCACCGGCGUCGUGGAGGUCGACAGACGAACAUCCUAUUCGCACAGGCCGUUCGACGUGUAUAAUCCUUGUUCUUACUCCUCUACUGCAUCGAGUGAACCUGAACCUUACCCCGAGAGUGCGACAGCAAAACUCCGCAAGUUCUCACACUGCGCUCUCCCUCCUAUACAUGCUGCAACCAAGUAUCACUGCGGGUUACGCAGCUCCGUGCAGCCACUUGGUCCCUAUGUCACACCCACACCCAACGCUGGGUCCAUCCUAUCUGCGUUCAACACCUCAUUUGACCCACAUGGACUUGAGCACCCCUUCAUCCAUUUUCGAAUCGAAGGACAGGUGUUCUGUGUCGCAAGUGGAGAAGCAUUUUAUUUCUGGGACAUUACAGGACUAUGUGAUGAAUACGAGCAAAGUCUAUUGAGUUUAGAGAUACCGAAUACAUACGAACGAGCACGGGAGUUGAUGGGAGUCCAAUCGAUGGUGUUACGGUGCACCACCAGUUGA